AGGGGGGGGGGGGCAAAAAGACAUAGGUUGUGAGGAUGUCCCCGUAUCCUUUUAUACCAUAUCUCAGCUGUUGGCUGAUUACACCUUUUGCCUAGAAAACAAGGGAGCUAACUUAAGUUCCUACCUCUGCUUGACGGCAUACAUGUUCCAGUGUUCCCAGGGUGCAUCAGGCACCAGACUGACCACGAUUCUGGAUUACUCCUGGCAAGUUUGUCAUUGUGCAGAAAAGACUUGGUUUUAUGUACUUGGCCACUGAAAGGACAAAGGAGAGAGAAAACAGAAGGAAUUUCAUCCUGGAGUUUAAGGCACUCAGCUGCAGGAAACUGACCUGUGCUUUGGCCUCUGUUUAGAGGAUCUUCAAAUCUUAUUUAAUCUAUGUUAGUUCUCAGAUUCUUACCUAAUGACUGCUUCAUGUAAAGCAUGCUACAGAAAGUAAGGCUACUAUGCUGUUCUUAGUACUAGCUGCAGUUGCAUUCCCAUAUCAUCCCUGUCUAUGCUGGCAUUAGAUACAUAUGUUCUAAGAAGACUUAUUGCACUGAGUUUUUCAGGAACGUUAGGUGGAGGUUUGGCAAACCUCAAUCCUGAUGGGGCUUUACUGUGAACUAGGCCCUAAGUGGCUCAGUUUGAUCAAGUUUUAUUAGAUCUAAUCAUAUACAGUUGCACAAAUCCAGACUCCUGAGGAAUUGUAGAGAUAAUUUUCAAGUUGUCUAUGGGGAAUGAGUGCCUCCAGUGUCAAAUGGUGUUUCAAGAUUGCAAUGUUGGACCUACAUACCUCAAUUCUAUCUAUAUCAAGGUCCGUUCUACACUUCAUUCUUCAUUCAUUCUUCAGAAACCUUUACUAGUUGACUUAUUAUUCCUUUAGCCUUUUCUAAUAAAUGGUUAGAUAUGGACUUCUCAGAACAGGAAGGACUGAGUACCUUUUAAAAUCAAUGUAUAUUCAUAGGUAUGUAAUUCAUAUUUUCUAUAAUAAAUACAUACUACAUGAAAAAUGUGAACUCUAUGAUGAACUAUAGUACAAACAUAAUAACCAUACUUACCAAGUGAUUUUUAUCAAAUUUGGGUUUAAAUGUGUCCUCCAUAAUAUCUGUAGAUGUCUCUGAGUGACCUCUGACAAGACCACUUGUACUUUUGAUGCAGCCAUGCAGAUAAGCAGAAUAGUCUUCUAACUCUGCAGUUUGAUACAGGAAAAGUGAGAAAGUGUAUCCUUAUUAAAGUAUAUUCUCUUGUGUUUACAUAGAAUGACACUGACUAAAACCAUUCAUUCUUGAGAGCUGUGGGAGAAGUUACAGAAAGAACCCUUGGGUAUUCGGGAUGGAAAAUUCGUAAAGGGAACAAAUGCCCCAUGGAAGUCUGGGAAUCCCCUUUCCUAGAGACAGGAAUAAGACUUUGCAGAUGGAAAAAAUAAAGGCACGACUGAAAGCAGAAUUUGAAGCCCUGGAGUCUGAGGAGAGGCACCUGAAAGAAUACAAACAGGAAAUGGACCUGCUGCUGCAAGAGAAGAUGGCCCAUGUGGAGGAGCUGCGGCUGAUCCACGCUGAUAUUAAUGUGAUGGAGAAUACUAUCAAGCAGUCAGAGAAUGACCUCAACAAGCUACUGGAAUCUACUCGUCGCCUGCACGAGGAGUACAAACCCCUGAAGGAGCACGUAGAUGCUUUACGGAUGACUCUGGGGUUGCAGAGGCUGCCAGAUCUUUGUGAGGAGGAGGAGAAACUGUCCCUUGAUUACUUUGAAAAGCAGAAAGCAGAAUGGCAGACAGAACCACAGGAGCCUCCCAUCCCAGAGUCUCUGGCUGCAGCUGCAGCUGCUGCCCAACAGCUGCAAGUGGCUAGGAAACAAGAUACCAGACAGACAGCAACUUUUAGACAACAGCCACCUCCAAUGAAGGCAUGUUUAUCGUGUCACCAACAAAUUCAUCGGAACGCACCCAUAUGUCCACUCUGCAAAGCAAAGAGCCGAUCUCGGAAUCCCAAAAAGCCCAAGAGGAAACAGGAUGAAUGAAGAAGGACAGAAGAUUGAGAACGACACAUGUGACCAGUCCCAAUACCUUUCCAGUAGAACUGUAAAUGUAGCUAGACUUUAUUAAGUGCAGACUCAAGUACGACCUACCCAUUAUUUUCUAUUUAAUGUUAUGUAAGCACAAUGUUUCUGUUCUAUCUUAAUUUCCUUCCAGUCCUCGAGAUUUGGUUUUAGGAAAAGAAAUAUUAAUGGUGCUACAGUUUAACAUUUCAAACAUUGCAUCUUUUGUAGUCCUAAAGAAAAUAGAAUUCUAAUGCGAGUAUCUUAAAUGUCAGAAGGCCAUAUUCCUACAGGCCAAAUGUAAUUACCACAAAUUCUUUUAUGUCCUCUUUUUUAAGCACAUGUUACUAAAAUAUUAUUCUAAUUUUCUCCUGAUAACAGGAGACUACUUGAAGUGCAGAAAUAACAGAUUGUCUCUCUGUUUCACUAAAGAACAACUUGUUUACCUGGCUAGCAAUGCUACAUAGACUUGGGUAUCAAGUAGAACUGUUUUUAUAACGGACAUGUUCAUGGAAAAAAAAGACUCAGAUAUACAGGAAAUCAGUGCGUUAAGGACACAAGUGAAUUUUGAUUAUUUACUGGCGUUUGAUUGUACUAUUCCUUCAAACUUGGCUUGAAAUUUGGAAGGUGGACCAAGUUGUAGGAUGUGUACAAAUUACUAAAAAUGACAUAAUUUAUGAUGCUUUACCAUCUUAAUGUUGUAUUAUUUUCAGCAGUCAGAAGACUGACUGACUUAAGUAUAAGGCUCAGAUGAACUGCAUUAGUGGUCUUCCUAGCAUCUACGGCCAACGAGCUCACUGUGGUUCUCCAGGGAUCACACAUCAAAUAACCAAAACUUCUUUGCCUCUGUGACUGCAACAUUAGCCAUUCUGCAUGUCUUCUCUUUCUGGUUUCUACUGCCAAAAUAUCCCUUAGCAGACAUCCUCCAGUGGAUCACAGGGAACUUCAAUAGCAUGCACCAGAAGCAAUGUUAACUGAAAAUGAUACAUUUCACCAGAGCUGCCUGGGUUUUUUUGUUUUUUUUUUCUUUUUCCCUGUAAGGAAAACUUACUAGUUGUUUGUCUUUUCGCAAGUCAUUUUCAAGCUAGUUUUAUUUCAGCCCAAGCUAGUUUCGUGCUCUGUACAUGGGCCAAAAGUACCCUAAAUUAGAGGAUCCUUCAGACUUCUCACUGUAUCUGCAUCCUCCUGUUGUUUCCUCUCACAACAACAGCUCCUCCAAAGGGAAGGAUGGUGGUGACCCAGCUACAGAACUGGGGCUUAAAACUUACUGUUUUCCAAUUCUGGUUUUGUGAUUGGUUUUGUUGUCUGAACUAAGUCUUAAAUAUUCUUUCCACUAACUUUAGGUGGCAGGGGCUGCCUGUCUAGACUCUUCCUCUCUUUUUAGCCCAAUUCUUUCCUCUACUAUUAUGCUACAGUGGUUGCCUUGAGAAUUUUGCUUGUGAAAAGGAAGAACAGGGAAGCCCCAAAUCUCUGAUCAGAAGACUUUAUCAAAUACUGGGGACUAUACUAAUCUGCAUAAAAAGAUUUUGUUGGCCAGAUCACAUAUAUCGCGAUGAAUUUCCCAACUCUACCAUAAAGCACAUGAGUAUUUUAUUGAAGAUAGUCCUAUAAUUUAUGGCAAGUUCAGUUGCUAUUGUUCCAUUUUAAUGUUUCACAGCCAAAUAAACAUCUCCCAACAGCAGAGACAGAACAUGGACUAUGCGUCCCUGAAAAUACAUAGAGAGCACUUUCUGUUAGCUGCAUUACUGGGACUCAGUCUCUGUGUUACGGGGAGGCCAGUCUGACCCCAGGCUCUCUUCACCAGAUGGCAGCAGUGCUCUAACUCUGUAUCCUUACGCAUACUUCCUAACACAAAUAUUGGAUUCUACCUUUAAAUAUCAGAGUGGCCAUAUGGUGUCUGCCCUGCUCAGAGCAUUUUAUUGGGCUUAAGGAAAAACGUGCACAGUUAGGAGGAUAACACAUAGGCGCCUCCUAAUUGCAAGCAUGAGAGCAGAAUACUUCUGAUAAUGGAGGUAUGUAAACUUAAAAAGUAGCGACAAUGGACAGUGGGUGAAUGGUCUGCGAUGAAGUAGUGCGUAGAAAAGGAUAGAUUUGUAGAAACUUGGAUUUAUAGUCCUGAAGGUCCUGAAAUAGAUGGGGUUAGUCCUAGCUGCUCUCACUUUACUGCUGCUUUCCAAGGUUACUUAUUUCUUGGAGAUCCCUAGAGCUCUAAACUGAAGCAUGCUUGAGGAUUGACCAUUUUCUAAUUCAGUAUGUCCAUUUUGUAUUUUUACUUUUUAAAAAUAGUUUCUUGUGCACUUGUGUUUAACAAGGUUUUGGGUUUUUUGAAAAAGAAAGAAUCUAACAGCCUGUGUUUGUAUCAGUCAUGGAUUAGUAUUUACAUAUCUGUUUUCAUAUCCUUCAUGAAGUUGCGCCAUACGAAUUGCAUGCAUUGCUGAGAAUCAGUCAAACUAUUUCAAGGAGGCAAAAUCUGUAUUAUAUAUUAAGGGAUCGGGGGGGGGCAGAAUCUUUUUUAGAGAAAUGGCAUUUCUCUUUUCUCUCACAGAUUAAUUUAGGAAGUUUACCUGAAUAGUUUUUCACAUGACAGCCCUCAGCCCUUUUCUCCCUGUCAUCUUUCUCAGGAGACUACAGAGAUAAUUAUGAAAUAUUGAUUUUUUGUUCUUUUAGGCAUAUAAGGAAGCUGUCUGAAGUACAGCUCUUAUCACAAAACUUCUGCAUUUUGGAUCCAUGGAGAACCAAUGGUGUUUCCCUUUGUACCUAAGGUUCUUUGAGGUUAUUUCGUCACUAAGUUCAGUUUAAGUUUUACUUGGGUUAAAUUCUCUUAAUAGUCACACAGAGACCCUUCUCAUGUACCCUGGGAGGCUGUUCAAGCCUGAAUAGCUUGCAAGACUUUAUAUUACUGAAGUCUGGUUUAACUCUGGCUUUGUCAUCCCCUUUCCAAUCAGUAUUCAAGCAUCAGCAAAAUCACUGGAUUCUUUUGUUGCGGUUCCUCACUUGCCUAAAAGGACUGUCCUGUUUUUCUGCAACUGAAUAGCAAAGAAUAUACAAGCAUCUCCCCGUCCCCGCCCAAGCACGCUGAAAGAGCGAGAACACUGUGCUGUGCGUAAAGGCUUUGCUAUGGAAAUAUUCUUUUCUAAGCUGGGGUAACUCAGUUGCUCAGACUUUAGUGCCAAGCACCUCAUUAACAAAAUAGAGAAAUAAUAAGCCAAAUUCUAAUACUUAGAAAACACAAGCCAAAUUCUAAUACUUGCACUUAAUGAGUUCAACUUUAGCUUUCUAAACAGCACACUUGUGAUUGACUGAACCUGCCAGUGGCUUCAAGUUGGAGAAUUAGAUUUACUUUUGAAAUAGCCAUUAAUGUGUUACUUCAAAUACCAGACUACUCAAGAAGUUAAGACUUUACCAGCAUUUUAAAUCAAGAAAAGUGCUUUCCUUUAUUUUACAGUUUUCUAAUUCGAACCUCAUGGCUUUUAUUUUAGCAUUUAGGUAUUUUAGCAAUACCUUGAGUUUCACUGGCUUCUGUGUUCUGAAUAUUUUACUCCUGUGCCCAGUUGGAGUAACAGUGUGCUACCUGUUUUAACUUGUCUGUACAGUCCUUUUUAAUAAACACUUGUUUCAUGUUAA
Messenger RNA from Dromaius novaehollandiae (emu), 5640 nucleotides. It is a transcript of the gene ZC4H2, whose product is annotated as zinc finger C4H2-type containing. Bases 1336 to 1998 code for a protein of 220 amino acids. Gene Ontology annotation, cellular component: nucleus. The transcript is spliced from 5 exons. NCBI's taxonomy places the organism in Eukaryota, Metazoa, Chordata, Aves, Casuariiformes, Dromaiidae. Gene Ontology annotation, biological process: positive regulation of neuron differentiation. The record is from RefSeq and is a predicted model, not a curated record.